GUGUGACGUUGCAGCAGACAGAUGCGCUGUUUCCUCCAGUGCAGCAGGUGACGCUGUUCAACACCAGAGUCUCGUCGGUCACGUCACUCCGACCAUCGAAGAAACGCGAGAAGACAUCAUGGCGGGAUUCAUGAAAUCCGAAAGUGGCUUUGGAAUCGAAACUGUCAGAUUGAAAGUUAUCCUGACUGCUGUGUUGUUUUUAUUUCAUUCGUCUCAAACGUCAGGUGCCACCCGUCCCAUUAUAGAAGUAAAAGAUGGACAAGAAAUCAUUGUACAAGCUGCACAACAUUUCUGCUACAAUAACUCCAUCAAACCUGGAUGGAGAGAAACAUGGACUAGAAUACAGGUGAGAGUGUGGAGCACUACAAAACUGAAGGUGACGGUGGUUAAUGAUGAGCAGGACCUGCAGGAGCUUGAGCAUUUCAGCAUCUGGAAACUUGUGCAGUACUUUGUACAUGAACAGACCAAUGAGGCCACCGUGAGCAUCAGUCUCUUUAGCAACAAGACCUGUUUCAGAGUGGACCCUUCAGAUUCCCAUACACUCUAUACAGUACAACCUAGUCGACAUUAUGACAUCUACUUAUUUUUGGUUUUUCUGGCUGGACUGUUGCUGUUCUUUUUUGCAGAGACUCUGAGCAGAAGUCAAGUGUUCUACUACUCUGCUGGCAUGAGCACUGGAAUGAUCGCCUCCCUUAUCAUCUUAAUCUUCGUCAUUGGCCGUUUUCUUCCCAAGAAAAGCCCAUUCUAUGUGCUGCUGGUGGGUGGAUGGUCUUUUUCUCUCUACGUCAUCCAGCUGGUGUUUAGGAAUCUCCAAAUCAUUCUUAAAGAUCACUGGCUUCUGGCUAUCGGCUAUAUCAUUGUGGUUGGGUUCAUCAGUUUUGCGGUGUGUUACCGCUAUGGCCCCCUGGUGGAUAAGCGAAGUGUCAACAUCCUGUCCUGGACGCUGCAGAUCUUCGGCCUUCUGCUGGUGUACGCUGGAGUUCAGGUCCAGCAAGUGGCUCUGGCCAUCAUGAUAGCUGCAUUCUGCUCCAAGAACAUGGAGUACCCUUUUACCAAGGUCUUCCUGCUUUAUCAGAAGCUGAAGCCAAAGAAACUGGAGCCCCGCCUUCUGCUGACAGAAGAGCAGUAUCAGAGACAGUCAGAGGUGGAGACUCAGAAAGCUCUAGACGAGCUUAGGAAAUACUGCAGCAGUCCAGAGUUCAACACCUGGAAGACUGUCUCCAGGCUCCAGUCUCCUCAGAGGUUUGCAGACUUCAUUGAGGGUUCUCCACAUCUGCUGUCCAAUGAGGUGUCGGUUCAUACACAGGAGUACGGACUGGGUGGAUCGUUCUUUGAGGAUGAGCUGUUCUCCACUGAUGAGGAAAAUCAGGAGGAUGAGGAGAAGGAGGGCUGGGAGACGGAUGACGAUGUUAAGCCAGAUGUGGCAUCUCCACGACUCAACAACACACGGGUGAAAUGACUGAUGAAGCGUAUAAAAGUAUAUCAUUUAAGCAGAUCUGUGAUCUGUUCAAGUAUAGCAUUCACUGUUCUUCUGUAUGAAUCUUAAGAGGAUUUUAUUCAUGACUUUAGUCUCUGAUGCAUUCAUAAUGGACUAUUAACAGUGAAAAUGCCCCGUUGUUUUCAUGGCUCAUGAGAAAGGCCAAAAGUUGUCUGAUUUAUUUUUCUUAUCGGUUUUUAUUUGUCUUAAAUCUUUGAGUUUGUAAUUAUGCAGAGACUUCCUGUGUGAGGAGGUAUCUGUGAAUACUGUGCUAUUACAUGGACUAUAUUUUAUGUGUUUUGUUUUUAAGUUUCAAAUACGAAAAUAUUGGAUCGGAAGAGGCACACUAUACAGUUUUUUUUUUUUUUGUUUGUGGCAAUUGACUGGAGCUGUAAGUCUGUUUAGGGUCCAAGGACUUUUAUUUUUAUUUUUUAUGAAUGAGUAAUAAAAGCAGAGAAAUACAUACAGUUUGCCUUACAUUGGCUUAGCAAAUCUCAUGAAAUUCAGAAAUUGUUACGCACGUCUUUGUAGUGACCACUUGAUGGCAGCAUAAAAUCUAACAUUUUAUAGGGCACUUUUGAAACUAACAUGUUUUGUUCACACAUGUAUGUGCUUUGCAAGAAAAACUACAAGAGUGGAGCGGAAUGAGACUUUUUAGAUAACAUUUUUAAAAAAAGUUUUUAGUAAUACUGCCACCCUAGUUGUAACAUACCAUAGCACUAAUAUAACUAAACUAAUGUCAUUCUUACACAGUGGAAUUCUCCUAAAGAUUUACAUAUUUUCUGUGCUUAAAAUCCCCUUAUCAGCACCUUUAAAUAAUUUUAUACAUUUAAACUUAUUUUAAAGUAAAAACUUUUUGCAAUAUUUAUGUAUCUUCAGUAUUUUUAUAUUCAAUCAUAUGAACAUCACUAUAGUGCGAAGAAGCCCACUAUACAAGGAAAUGGUGGUGGGGAAAAAUGAAAUCGGAGGAAAAACAAUAUUUUAAUGUUUUUGCGUUCGCUCGCAAGACUUUUCGUCGAGAAACUUCACGUUAGUUAACUGAACUAGAAAAUAAUUUCAGUGUUUUCUGCGAGCGAACAAAGGUUUAAAGGGGAACGCAAAAAUUGUGUGUUCUCUCAUGAAAAAGUGGGAUAUCCGAGAAGCUUUCGCUUGCUCGUAUAAAUAUGAAAAUAUUUGGUCUCCCAUUCAAUGCUUUUGAGAAUGCUUGCGAAAACUUUUGUUGCCACGAGAAAGUGUGCAUUUGCUCUCACAACGUUUGUGAAAA
Messenger RNA from Carassius gibelio (silver crucian carp), 2741 nucleotides. RefSeq names its product nuclear envelope integral membrane protein 1 (gene nemp1). The record is from RefSeq and is a predicted model, not a curated record. Lineage: Eukaryota; Metazoa; Chordata; Actinopteri; Cypriniformes; Cyprinidae. The transcript is spliced from 9 exons. Bases 119 to 1459 code for a protein of 446 amino acids. Gene Ontology annotation, cellular component: nuclear envelope.